This is a messenger RNA of Cicer arietinum (chickpea), 2577 nucleotides long. Its product is annotated as TORTIFOLIA1-like protein 3. Gene Ontology annotation, molecular function: microtubule binding. Gene Ontology annotation, cellular component: microtubule. Lineage: Eukaryota; Viridiplantae; Streptophyta; Magnoliopsida; Fabales; Fabaceae. The record is from RefSeq and is a predicted model, not a curated record.
CCUCUAAUUGGAAGCAAGAAGUUAGCAACACGAAAACCAACCCAACCAGCUCUUGAGUAGAGUUAAAAAAAAAGGACAACAAUUCUAGAUGAUAGUAAUCCCCAAACUAAACCAAAUCCUGUACUGACCAACAAAACGACACUGCAGUUCAGAGGCACUUAUCCCCUUUAAUUCAAAUAAUCUAAAAAACGACACGCCGUUUCCAUCUUCAUCUUCACUCUUCACACAAUUACUCAUAAAACCGUUCCACGUAUCAUUCCCACGCAUAACCAAACCAGCCACUCACCGGCGAUGUUGCCGGAUAUUCCUCCCGAUCCACCUCCGAUAAAAUAACCACUCCGCCACCGCAACUAUCAACGCCGGCACCGUUACAAUCACGAUGUCGUCACCGCAAAACAUAAAACAAAAGGUGUUCACAUGUCUGACAAAACUCUCCGACCGCGACACUCACUCCCUCGCCGCCAACGAACUGGUCACAAUUGCUCGGAACCUCGACGCAAGCACCGUACCGGUGUUCCUCUCUUGCAUGUACUCCACCGACGCCUCCGACAAAUCUCCAGUUCGGAAGCAAUGCGUUCAACUCUUUGGAUUACUAUCUGAAACACACGGAAACGCUCUUUCUCCUUACCUCUCGAAAAUUCUCGCCAAUAUCGUUCGCCGACUCCGUGACUCGGACACUUCGGUCCGAUCCGCGUGCGUGAAUUCCGUUUCAGCAUUGGCUUGCCACGUCACCAAACAACCGUUUUCUUCCUUUCUGAAACCGUUAUCGGAGGCUCUGUUUACGGAACAAGAUCAGAGCGCGCAGAUUGGAGCUGCACUUUGUCUCGCUUCGGCGAUCGAUGGAGCUCCGGAUCCGGACCCGGCUAGGCUUGCGAAGCUGUUGCCGAAGUUCCAGAAGCUUCUUAAACGCGAGGUGUUUAAGGCGAAGCCAGCGCUGUUGACGCUGAUCGGAAGCGUCGUCGAAGCCGGUGGCGCGUCCGGUCACGCUUCGUUGAAGAGUUUAGUUUCGUGUUUGGUGGAAUUGUUGAGCAACCGCGAUUGGGCGGUGAGGAAGGCUACGGCGGAGACGCUGUUGGUGUUGGCUAACGUGGAGAGGGAUUUCUUGUCGGAAUUCAAGUCUGAGUGUUUGACAGUUUUCGAGAAUCGAAGAUUUGAUAAGGUAAAGUUAGUUCGUGAAGUUAUGAAUCAGAUGUUGGAAGCUUGGAAGCAUAUCCCUGAUGUUUCGGAUGAAUUUUCACCACCUCCUAAAUCCCAAUCUUCUUCUAUAGAGAAUCCAAAUGAUCGGAGAUAUACCCCGGUCUCUCAAAAUUCAUGUAAUCCUGGUUCAGUAAUGGCGAAUCUGCGAAGGAAAUCAGCUCCUGUUAGCAGAUUCAGUCCGCUAGAUAGUUCUUCUGCUAGCAAUAGCAAGAAUGUGAGUGCCUUAAGUAGUAACAAGAGAAGGAGUUCGGUUGUUUCGCAAAAAUUAAACCAUAAGAAUUGGGAUGUUCAAGUGGCCCUGUCCAACGCUACCUCUGUGGUCAUGGCUGAUCAGGUUGAUCUUCAUGAGAGGGAUGAAAAUGAAUCUCCGUUGGAAAUAAGCAAAAUGGAGAAGAACAAAUUUCUAAAGCCAGAAAUGAAGCGGGCAUUGUUACACAAAAAUCCCGAUGAUAGAAUAAAAAAGCAUGGUGGUUCCAAAGCUGGAUCUCGUGUGGUUCCAUAUCACGAAGAGAGUCAAGACUCAGUUCCUGAUAGUAAUGUCUCCAAAGAUCUUUUUAAGAAUGAGAAAGAGAGUGAAGAAUUAUCUUUGAUCCGCAACCAGUUACACCAAAUUGAGAAGCAACAGUCAAAUUUACUUGAUCUUCUGCAGAAAUUCAUUGGAAGCUCACAAAAUGGAAUGCAAUCAUUAGAGACCCGUGUACAUGGCCUGGAGUUGGCAUUGGAUGAGAUUUCUUAUGAUUUGGCUGUAUCAAACGGAAGGAUGACUAAUUCUGAUGUCCCUCGUAAUACAUGCUGCUUGCUACCCGGAGCAGAAUUCUUGAGCUCCAAAUUCUGGAGGAAAACACAGGGCCAGUAUACAUCCUCGCCAUUCUCUAGACGUCGUGGUGCUCCAUCACUUGCUGCCAUGCACUACCCAGCUGGCAGGAACAUUGAAACUAGAUUUACAAGCCAAAGACUCAGGCUUAAUGGAGAUUUCAUCACUAAUCCACUGGCAGAGGUACACACUAAUUCAAGGGAUUUUGCUUGAUCAGAGCCAAUCUUAAAAAGAAGGUUCGCAUUUUGCCUCUGGACUAGGCAUAGUCUUCGCAAUAUUGCACACGUUUCUGCAACUUUGUGAUUAGUGAUACCAACCAAUUGAUGCAUCAUUCAACUCAUACUCGUAUGCCUUUUUUGUUCCUGUAUAUUUUUUACUUUCUUGCAGAUGUGCUGCACAAUCUAGAAAGCAAGUUUGAUCAUUUGAUUCUCAAUCAAGUUUUAAGAUCCCUUGACCUUAGUCUGGAGAAAUGUUUGAUAGAUUGAACUUCUGAUCAAAAUUGCAUAUUCUGUUUCAACAAAUUAUGAUUUAUUCUAAAUAUAUACAUUUGUUGUGCUACUCGAAAA